AUGACCUCCAAUCGCCCAACCAUACAGCCCGCGAAGCUAUUGUCUUCGCGUUCCCAUCAGAUACCCGGCAAACUCUUGGUGACUGAGUUCUUCUUCCAAGUUCCCCUAGAUCACUCAAACCACCAAGGCGAGCAGAUACGCAUAUUCUGUCGCAGUGCGAGAAAGUUUGACAAGCCCACGGUGCCCAAGCCCACAAGCGAUGAAGACCAACUGCCAUGGUUUGUCUACAUACCAGGUGGUCCUGGUUUCGGCUGCCCACCGCCACAGAACCUCAUGGAGUUUACAAAUACAGUUCUGGCUCGCGGCUACCAGUUCCUCGCCUUUGAUCAUCGCGGGAUGGGUCUUUCGACUCCAGCGACAGCUGCUAGCAUAACCGCCAAAGGCUCGCCUGGGCAGCAGGCCGAAUACCUCAAGCAUUUCCGAGCGGGGAACGCGGUUAAGGACCUCGAAGCCAUUCGUAAAUGCUUGACCGCAGACUAUCCCGAGGAGAAGAAAAAAUGGACCAUUAUGGGCAGCAGCUACGGCGGCUUUGUGUGCUUGAACUAUCUUAGCUUCCAUCCUGAAGGGCUUCGUGAAGUCUUUCCCGUGGCAGGGAUGGCACCGGUCACGCAGUCAACCCCGGAUCUCCCAAUCGAGAAGCUCUUCAAGAAGGUCAUGGGCAGGAAUCAGAAUUACUACGCCAAGUAUCCCGAAGACAAAGUCAAUGUCUGCAAAAUUCUCGAACUGCUGGAUCGUGAGGAGAGUCGGCUACCCUGUGGUGACGUUCUGACACCCGCUCGAUUUCUUGAGAUGGGGAUCCUCUUCGGUUUCCAUGGCGGGCUGGAUGCAGUCCACGAUGUAGUUUUGAGGGCAGCCAACGAUAUGGACAUCUUCGGGUAUCUAACCCGACCUACAUUGUCUGCAAUCGAGGGCUCCUCUUCGUUCAAUGACCAACCUCUAUACGCAGUCAUGCACGGUUCAAUCUACGUGCAGGGACAAGCAUCAGACUGGGUUUUCGACCGAGUAAUGAAGAAGUAUCCCGAGUUCGAGACGGGUCAGCAAGCAACACGGGAGGAUGGACCGCUGUUCACGGGUGAGAUGGUGUUUCGCCGCGCCUUCGAAAAUUACGGCGAACUGAAAACCCUCUUGCCCGUCGCCGAGCUGCUGGAGAAGAAGACGGACUGGCCCGAUCUGUACGAUCUCAACCAGCUACGGAAGAACGAAGUCCCUGUCUACGCUGCCAUAUAUGUGGAAGACAUGUAUGUCGACCUCGAUUACUCCUUGGAAACAGCGUCCAUCGUGAAGGGAUGCAAGACUUUCAUCACGAACACCUUGUACCACGACGCAAUACGCAGCAAGAACGAGGAGGUGCUUAAGGCACUUUUCGCUCUGAGAGAUGACACAAUAGACUGA
Messenger RNA from Exophiala viscosa, 1392 nucleotides. Its product is annotated as proline iminopeptidase. NCBI's taxonomy places the organism in Eukaryota, Fungi, Ascomycota, Eurotiomycetes, Chaetothyriales, Herpotrichiellaceae. The record is from RefSeq and is a predicted model, not a curated record. Gene Ontology annotation, biological process: proteolysis. Gene Ontology annotation, molecular function: peptidase activity. The coding region runs from base 1 to 1392 and encodes 463 amino acids. The transcript has 2 exons.